Molecule: messenger RNA, 1821 nt
Organism: Mesorhabditis belari
Lineage: Eukaryota; Metazoa; Nematoda; Chromadorea; Rhabditida; Rhabditidae
Source: the annotation of a GenBank genome assembly
AUGGAACGAAUUAACGAAGAUUCUCCAAAAAGUGCGGGCUUGGGAUGGAGAAAACACAUUUGGGAUACAAUUCGAGAAGUGAAUUGCGAUGUUUCCGGAAGUUCUUCCACGAGCUCUCCUCUCCCACAGGAAAAGGAAGAAGCUGAAACCCAUAAGAAAUGCAAAGGCAACUUCAAUUUUGGCCUAUUCGAAGAGGCGCUUAAUCAUUUGGAGGACAAGGAUGAGCCAAACCAAGAAGAUGCCCCGUUGGACUUUGAAAAGCUAUUUCAAAUUGACAAGGACACUCAAACAGCACGACGACAUCUGCGACAAAUUCACACGCACACCUUUAAUGAAGGCGACAUCGGAUUUUCGGGAACUUACGAUGCUGCGUCUGAUUUUUAUGCUGUGGCUGUUCGCGGAAGAAAUUUGGUGUCACUCUUUAACACCAACGAUGAAGGCUUAUUUGCCGGUGUCAAUCUCAUUUCUUCUACUUCCUACCCGGGAUUGUUGCCACUUGAAGCGGUAGCCAUAGUCAGCCCCGGAAUUCGCUACGCUGUAAUUGCCGGAGACGAAAUAAUUGGCUGCUCGUACGAGGCAGCAUGGGUAUACAAUUUAAUAUUCGACGGAAAGAAAAACAAUAUAACGAGGCUUCGGGGACUUACCGCUGAUACCAGGCGAGAAGUGCUUUUUACGUAUGAAUCCGGCGCUAAAAAGAUCCACUGCAUCAACGCGAAGAAGUCAGCUCGUGAUGAGUUGUUAUUUUCGUGUACCUAUGGAAGGCCCUUAUUUCAUCUCAAUCACAGCUUGGGAAUGCUACAAUUUGGAAAUGUUUCGUUUUUGCAUUAUCAUCGAGGAACCCUAGCAGUCUCCGAUCUUGGAACAUAUAAGCACACGGGACACGUAAAUCAAUGCAUGGUCAGAUCCUAUCAAGUCGAUUAUAAUGCGAAAAAGCUUGUGUUGAGGCACGAGUACUUCAAUGAAGAUGUUUUCAAACCAAACACGCCUGGCUAUAUUGCCUAUGGCUCUGGAAUCAUGAUUGACGACAAAGGCUGGGUAAUUGUUGGUGAUGCACGGGGAUCUUCUCUACAUGUAUUCAAUGAGCGCUUGCAACCGAUUUGCAUAAUCAACACUUUUGGAGAGCCGGGCGCGAAGCCGUACAUUGCCGGAAUCGCUCUUUCGCCAAAGAGUGUGCUUCUCGUCAGCCCACGUAGAGGUAAACCGCAAGUGAUGAUCUACAAGUAUGAGGAGGACAAUAUCAAACGUCAAUACCAAUAUGCGGAACGGACAAAUUUUAAGAUGGAAGAACUGCUUUUCUCGCUCACCGUUUUCUUCGGGAUGGCUUACAUUAUCUACGUGGCUCAUUUCAAAAUCAAGGAAUUAGGAGGACCUGGUGCUCCGUUCAUCGGCGAGUUUAUCGAUCAAAUCUUUUCGAAUCAAAAACAAAUUGCCAAGAAGACGACUCCAACAACGACAAAAGAUGACAAGACAGUUACUCCACCAUUGGAAACAGCAAUCCGAGCCUCGACAGUUGUUGUCACCGCCCAGCCCAUUACGGAAAAGACUAUUCGAGGCAAUACUUCAGCUCGCGCUGCAACAGUGCCAAACAAUGAAGAUGAGAAGGGACUCGUUGCGUUUAGCAACUCAAAAGAAGUGAACGUCGAGACAAUGCCUAAGAACCUCCGAACCAGCAUCAUCUGUCUCCCUGGUAGUGAUACCGAACCGAAAAUUCAAGCUGAAAUCGAUGUGAAUAAUAGCCGCAAAGGUCACAAAUUUCGCUCAAAGUCAUGUGAACGCCGUCACCACAAAGCUCAUCGAAAUGGACCCGAUGUAGCAAUGGCU